Messenger RNA from Epithele typhae, 2178 nucleotides. RefSeq names its product OPT oligopeptide transporter. The transcript has 15 exons. The record is from RefSeq and is a predicted model, not a curated record. Gene Ontology annotation, molecular function: oligopeptide transmembrane transporter activity. Bases 1 to 2178 code for a protein of 725 amino acids. NCBI's taxonomy places the organism in Eukaryota, Fungi, Basidiomycota, Agaricomycetes, Polyporales, Epitheliaceae. Gene Ontology annotation, cellular component: fungal-type vacuole membrane.
AUGAACAUUUCAAACGAGCUCCAGUCGGACUUGACCACAGAGCAACGCCAGGAAGCCUCCUCCCAGGGCUCUACGAACGAGAAGCAUGUCAUGAUGGAAACUGAGGCCAUUGCGGCUGAAGACGAGAUGGAGCUCCAAACUCCUGAUAUCUCUCGGCCGUUCCCGCGGGACCCUAACGAGAUGGUGGAGACUCACCAGCUUACGCUGAGAGCGAUCGUCGUGGGGUGCUGCCUCGGCGCCGUUGUCGGUGCUUCCAACAUCUACCUGGGUUUGAAAACGGGUUUCACCUUCGGCCCCCAGCUUUUCGGGGCUAUCUUUGGAUUCGCCAUCAUCAAGCCGCUUUCCCGCGCGGUGCCCGAGUCCGGCAUCCUCGGACGUCUGCUUGGAGGUCCCUUCGGCCCCAAGGAGAAUUGCACGGUUCAGAGCGCAGCGACAGCUGCUGGAGGGCUUGGCAUCCUCUUUGUGAGCGCCGUCCCAGCGAUGUACCGACUCGGCCUACUUUCGGCCCUCCCGAAGCAAGACAUUGGCAAGCUCAUCGCGAUAACGGCGUGCGCCGGCUUCUUCGGUGUAUUUUUCGUCAUCCCGCUCCGCAAGUACUACAUCGUCAAGCAACGGCUGACGUUCCCCACGCCCGCGGCAACCGCGGUCACGAUCAACGCGCUGCACAACAGCCGUACGGGCGCGACCGUUGCGAGGAAGAAGUCCCUUGCGCUAAUGUACGCGUUCGUCCUCGUAUUUUGCUGGAAAGUCGUGAGCACAUACGCGCCUGGGGUGCUGUUCGACUGGCACAUUGGAUGGACGCUAUACCGCAUCGGUUUCACUAGCAUUAUUGCCUUGGAGAACUACGGUUGGUACAUUGAAUUCACGCCUGCUUUCUUCGGUGCCGGUAUGCUAUCUGGAUUGAACGCCAGUUGGAGUUUCUUCGGUGGCUCAAUCUUGGCAUGGGGCAUCAUCGCACCUUCUUUGAUCAAGACCGGCCGUGCUGUUGGAGUCUCGAUCUCCGAUGAAUUCCCACUGGUAUCCUACAACGCCUUGUCGUUCCCACACCAGUCGGACUUUACUCAAGCCCCGUCGCCGCGCUACUGGAUCCUCUGGCCCGGUAUCAUGAUGAUGUUAUGCUAUUCCUUCACCGACCUUGCUAUGAACUCUGGUUUCAUUUUCUCCGCCAUGCACCACAUGAACCCGAACCCGAAGACAUGGUUCAAGCGCGCCGACCCCGACGCCCCAGUUGAGGACGAUGAAGAUGAAACCCCCGUCGAAGAUCGGGUCCCGACACUCUGGUGGACGACCGGCUUGCUCGCAUCCGUGAUCAUGUGCUGCGCGAUCCUUGCGACGAUCUUCCACAUGAACGUCGGAGAGGCUCUUCUCUCACUUAUCCUCGGCUUCCUGUUCUCUUUCGUCGGCGUCCAAUCGGCGGGCACGACCGACGUGAACCCUGUUACCGCCGUCGCGAAGGCCUCUCAACUCAUUUUCGGUGGAAUUGGCAAGGGCGCAGGCCUGAGCAUCGCAACGGCAGAGACCGUCAACCUCACGGCGGGAAUCAUCGCUGCAGGGUCGGCAGCGCAAUCCACCGAUAUGACCGGCGACCUCAAGACCGGUUAUCUCCUCCGGGCGAAACCUCGCAACCAGUUCGUGGCACAGCUUUGCGGAGCCGUCGUCGCCAUUUUCCUGAACGUCGGCCUGUUCAUCCUGUUCACUACUGCAAGCCCGUGUAUCUUGGAGGCCUCGGCACUGGAGUGCACGUAUCAAGCUCCCAGUAUCGCUGCAUGGGUCGCAGUCGCUCAAGCAGUGGCUCUGCCUAGCCUCCCCAUCCCCAGCUCCGCCGGCUUCACCGCAAUCGGCCUCGGGGUCUUCACGAUUGCCUCCGUCGUCAUCAAGCACCUCUGGGUGCCGAAGCGCUACUGGAUCUACAUCCCGAACUGGAACGCGGUCGGGCUCGCGUUCGUCGCGCCUCAGAUCCCCUUCUCGUUCGCUAUGGCCGUCGGCUCGCUCUUCAACUGGUGCUGGGCGCGCCGGAACCCGAAGAGCUUCGACAUGUACAUGUUUGCGGUCGCGGCUGGCAUGCUCGCUGGUGAGGGCCUCGGAGGCGUGUUCCAGGCGCUCUUGGCGGUCGCGAAGGUCGACGGGUCUGUCCAUGGAACCGCUGUCGGUUGCCCAGGCUUUGAAUUCUGUGGUUGA